This is a messenger RNA of Stegostoma tigrinum, 2092 nucleotides long. RefSeq names its product WT1 associated protein (gene wtap). Lineage: Eukaryota; Metazoa; Chordata; Chondrichthyes; Orectolobiformes; Stegostomatidae. Gene Ontology annotation, biological process: regulation of alternative mRNA splicing, via spliceosome. Gene Ontology annotation, cellular component: nucleus. The record is from RefSeq and is a predicted model, not a curated record. The coding region runs from base 217 to 1425 and encodes 402 amino acids. The transcript is spliced from 8 exons.
CCCAAAGCAGAGGUUUAUUUCUGUUGUGCGGUUCUGCGUGUUACUCCGCUACUGAAUUUUGAAGUGCGUGUUUCCUUCCCGUGACGCGUCUUAGACGUGAAUGGCGGUCGUGGUGACAGCUUGUGCUAGGUUGGCUUGAACUCUGCCCAGCAUUAAUAGGCAUUCAAUAGGUUGAAUGUGGUACUGUUCGAUUUUUCAAGGAAGUCGGAUACCAGAAUGACUAAUGAAGAACCUCUCCCAAAGAAGGUUCGCUUAAGUGAAUCAGAUUUCAAAACCCUGUCCAGAGAUGAGUUGUGUUCCAGAUGGAAACAGCAAGAAGUCUACAUUCAUGCGUUAGAGACUAAGUGCUCAGAGCUCAGCUCAAAUGAUGUGAGUGGGUUAAGAGAGUCUGAAGAGAAGCUGAAGCAGCAGCAACAUGAGUCUGCUCGAAGGGAGAAUAUCCUUGUUAUGAGGCUAGCUACCAAGGAACAGGAAAUGCAAGAGUGUACUAACCAGAUCCAGUACCUCAAGCAAGUUCAACUGCCCAGUGCAGCUCAACUCCGAUCCACCUUGGUUGACCCUGCUAUUAACUUGUUUUUCCUUAAAAUGAAGACUGAACUGGAACAGACUAAAGACAAACUGGAACAAGCCCAAAAUGAACUGAGUGCCUGGAAGUUUACACCUGAUAGCCAAACGGGGAAAAAGUUGAUGGCCAAAUGUCGGAUGUUAAUUCAGGAAAACCAGGAGCUAGGAAGACAGCUGUCCCAGGGACGUAUUGCACAACUGGAGGCUGAAUUAGCUUUACAGAAGAAGUACAGUGAAGAGCUCAAAAGCAGUCAGGAUGAGUUGAAUGAUUUCAUUAUCCAGCUUGAUGAGGAGGUGGAAGGGAUGCAAAGCACUAUCAUGGUUCUGCAGCAACAGCUGAAGGAGGCACGCCAGCAGUUGGCUCAACUUCAAGGACAGCAGCAUCAUCAGGUGUUACUGUCCGGAUCUAGUAGGACUCCAGCGCCUGAGCCUUCCGCACAGCGGGAAAGCAUUACUAAAGACUGCAGCCGACUUGUGAAUGGACCAGCAAAUGGAGAUUCAUCUCCACAAGGGAGAGCUGCAGCUGCCUUUCAAGACCAACCCAACCUUUACAGAGAGUUAAGUAGCACAGAGGAUGAUUUUCCAUCAUCUCCGGGCAGUGGGAAUAAACUGUCAAACCACAGUGAAGAAAGGUUGGACCAAGCAGGCAGCAGUAACGUGUAUCAGCUAGGUGCUGGAUAUGAGAGUGUAGACUCCCCCACUGGUAGCGAGAACUCUCUUACUCAGCACUCAAAUGACACAGACUCCAUCAAUGACCCUCAGGAAGAUAAGCCAUUUGUUGUGAAAGGUACCAGAACUAUGGGUUCCUGCCACAUUCAGAAUGGGUUGGACUUGGUCAGCACACAGGGGUCAGUUUUGUAACAUUUAACAGGCAUUGUUUGCAGUCUUUUUUUAUAUAGUAUCUUUUUAUUUGGCUGAUGGCUGUUCAGUGACUGUUGAAGCUAGUGUGUAAUUUUGUUUAAAAUUCAGCUUUUGUGUUUUUGAUUUCUUGUAAAAUUGUUGCUCCAGUUUAAAUUUUUUAAAGCAUCAUAUUGCAUUGGCUGUUAUUGUUGAUACAUGUAGACUCAGCUAUUUUUAUAUGAUUUAAUCUGAAUAAAAUGUAUUACUACAACUUAAAUAUUGGGGAGAAAAGUUGUGUAAAAACUGGGGGCCUGUAUACAUCUUGUGAAAAGCUACUGGCAUUUUUCAUAACUGUUGUACAGACCUGCAGCAAGAGAAGGUUGUAUCAAGUAUGUGUGAUGAUUAUGUAAACUUGGCAGUAGCGGUUGUUAUUUCUCCAAAGGGAGUUUGGAUGUUUUACUUGCUAUGUUCAGGUUUGCAGAGUCUGUGUAGUUUGUUAACUACAAUUUUUUUCCACCAUGCAUACAUGUACAUUUUCCCCAGUGACAAGAUUGUGUUAAAGAAUUAGUGUAUAUUGUUACCCAGUUUCUAGGCAAGAGUUGUUUCCUCUGUAAUGCAUAUUCUGUGACGAUUUCCAGAAAUCCCUCACCUGUACUGACCAAACCUAAUAAAGUCUUUUAAUAUCCAA